Molecule: messenger RNA, 870 nt
Organism: Olea europaea var. sylvestris
Lineage: Eukaryota; Viridiplantae; Streptophyta; Magnoliopsida; Lamiales; Oleaceae
Exons: 2
Coding region: 1-870 (289 amino acids)
Source: RefSeq, a predicted model, not a curated record
AUGAUCCUGGACCAUGAGCUGACACCCACCACCACUCCUCUGUAUAGAUUCAAUGGAGAUAGUAUCACUCCGAGAGAAAAAAUAACACUGGCGAUAGAGAUGGGAGAGUCCCCCCAAACCACAGUGAACUUAAUGAAAUUCCUUAUUGUUGAUAGUCGGUCGGCUUAUCAUGGAGUGCUGGGAAGACCGGCCCUGAAAGAGUUAGGAGCUGUCACCUCCAUCCACCAUUUAUGCAUAAAACUCCCAACUGAGAAUGGGGUGAUAACAGUGAAAGGUGACCAAAGAGGGUCCAGGGAAUGCUAUCAUCCUGACUGUUGUGGACAUGACAGAAGUCCCAAGCGAGGCCCCCUCGAACGAAAAGAUGUUGACAUGAUCAACGCACCUCCCGAGCAGGAAGAACUAUCCAUGAUCAAUGAGAUCAAUCUCCUUGUGAUUGAACACGAACCCCAAACACAACUCCUGUUGAGGAGCUCGAAAGCUUCCCGAUCGACCCCCGGGACCCCACGAAGGCAUAAGGACAUAGUGUGCAUAGACUCCAAGGUCAGCUGUCACUACCUAAAAAUAGAUCAUAAGGUUUCCCCACAUCGACAGAAGAGAAGAGCCUUCAACCCAGAAAGGUAUGAGGCUUCGAAGGAAGAAGUUCAGAAGCUAAUCAAGAAUGGAUUCAUCAGAAAGGCCUUCUACCCAAAGUGGGUCUCCAACCCGGUGCUAAUGAAGAAGCACAACGAUAAAUGGAGGGUAUGUAUUGACAUUACGAAUCUUAACAAGGCAUGCCCUAAAGACAGCUUCCCACUUUCGAGAAUCGAUCAAUUAGUAGACUCAACCACUAGGCAUGAGCUCCUAAGUUUCAUGGACCCCUACUUAGGUUAA